AACGUGGCAGGAACGUCAGAGCAGUCCGGCACCACACACUCCUACUCAGAGGAGGAGAAGGUGGCGUUCGUGAACUGGAUCAAUAAAGCUCUGGAGAAAGAUGUCGACUGUAAACACGUCCUGCCGAUGGAUCCCAACAACAACGACCUGUUCACUGGGAUGGGAGACGGAAUCGUUCUCUGUAAGAUGAUCAACCUCUCUGUCCCCGACACCAUCGAUGAGAGAACCAUCAACAAGAAGAAGCUCACACCCUUCACCAUCCAGGAGAACCUGAACCUGGCUCUGAACUCGGCCUCGGCCAUCGGCUGCCACGUGGUCAACAUAGGAGCUGAGGACCUGAAGGAGGGCAGGCAGCACCUGGUCCUGGGUCUGCUGUGGCAGGUCAUCAAGAUCGGGCUGUUCGCCGACAUCGAGCUCAGCAGGAACGAAGCUCUGAUCGCCCUCCUGCGGGAUGGAGAGAGUCUGGAGGAUCUGAUGAAACUGUCACCUGAAGAGCUGCUGCUGCGUUGGGCCAAUUAUCACCUGGAGGAGGCCGGCUGCAGCAAGAUCAACAACUUCAGCUCUGACAUCAAGGACUCGAGGGCGUACUACAACCUUCUGAACCAGGUGGCGCCCAAAGGAGACGAGGAGGGGACCCCCCCCAUCGCCAUCGACCUGUCAGGGCUCAGGGAGAAAGACGACCUGAAGCGAGCAGAGUGCAUGCUGGACCAGGCCGACCGCCUCGGCUGCCGACAGUUCGUCAUGCCGCCGGAUGUCGUCAGAGGAAACCCCAAACUAAACUUGGCUUUUGUUGCUAAUCUGUUCAACAAGUACCCGGCUCUGAAGAAACCAGAGAACCAGGACAUCGACUGGAGCUCCAUCGAAGGUGAGACGAGGGAGGAGCGAACCUUCAGGAACUGGAUGAACUCGCUGGGCGUCAACCCUCGUGUCAACCACUUAUACGUAGAUCUUGACGACGCGCUCGUGAUCUUCCAGUUGUACGAGAAGAUCAAGGUUCCGGUCGAUUGGGACAGAGUCAACAAGCCUCCGUAUCAGAAGCUGGGCAGCAACAUGAAGAAGCUGGAGAACUGUAACUACGCCGUGGAGCUCGGUAAGAAAGAGGCCAAAUUCUCUCUGGUUGGAAUCGCGGGUCAGGACCUGAAUGCAGGGAAUCGAACCCUCACCCUCGCUCUGCUGUGGCAGCUGAUGAGAAGGUAACAGCACCUCUCUGCUGCCCCCUGCUGCCCUGUCACUCAUCUGGUGCCACCUUCGACCAAAAUCAAAAUGACGAAGAAUC
Paralichthys olivaceus (Japanese flounder) is the source of this 1276-nucleotide messenger RNA. Lineage: Eukaryota; Metazoa; Chordata; Actinopteri; Pleuronectiformes; Paralichthyidae. The record is from RefSeq and is a predicted model, not a curated record.